This is a messenger RNA of Didymodactylos carnosus, 1098 nucleotides long. Lineage: Eukaryota; Metazoa; Rotifera; Eurotatoria; Philodinida; Philodinidae. The record is from the annotation of a GenBank genome assembly.
AUGUCUACAUCAUCUAAUAAUAGUAAUACUAGUUCAGGAACAAUAACAUUGAUAUUAACAGCACUAUGGAGGAAAACGCGUCGAAAAGAUGCAAAAGAAUCUUCACCACCUAUUGGAGGAGAAGAUAAUGAUAGAUCAACAGCUGCGGCAUCAAAUCAACAUAAUUCAACUAUAAAUAGUCAAAAUUUGUUACCAUAUUUACGUCCAGAAUAUGCUGUAUUUACCAGAGCAGUAUCAGAAUCAAAUAUUGCUGAAUUAAUUAGGCAACCAGCUGGAGUAGAUAGAAAUGAAUGGAUUGCAUCGAAUACUGUCUCAUUUUUUAAUCAUGUUAAUUUAUUGUAUGGUGCAAUGUCUGAUUAUUGUACUCAAUCCACAUGUCCUGUAAUGACUGGACCACAAAACAGUCAGUAUUAUUGGUAUGAUGAACGUAGUAAAAAAAUUAAAUGUUCAGCACCACAAUAUAUGGAUUAUGCAAUGAUGUAUAUACAACGACAAUUAAAUGAUGAAACAAUUUUUCCAACAAGAUUAGAUCAAUCAUUUCCAAUUAGUUUUGAUGUACAUGUUCGUAAAAUAGUUCGUUAUUUAUUUCAUUGUGUUGCACAUUUAUAUUCAUCUCAUUAUCGUGAUUGUGUUUCAAUACAUUUACAUCCACAUUUGAACAGUUUAUUUCUACAUUUUCUAACAUUUCUAUUUACUUUUCACAUAAAUGGAUCAAAUUCAUCAACAACAGUAGAUAGUGUAAAUAAUUUAACAACAACGAGUAAUCAAUUAUUACAACAAGAUAAUAAUAAAAAUGAUUUAAAAUCGGAUAUAGAUACUUUGGAUAUGCUCUAUCAAUUAUUAGCACAUCAAUGGAAAGGAAUUUAUCAACAAAAAUUAGAAGAAAAUAUUAAUAAAACACCAAUAACACCUCAAAGUCAAUCAAUUAAACCACAAUCACUUCGUAAAAAUCCCACAACAUCAUCAUCAAAUUUUCUUUAUGAACAACAACAACCACAAACACAUCAUACAACGUUAUCUCUUCCACGAAGUACAUCAAGAAGCGGUGAUAGUUUAUCAAAUGCAAACAGUAAUGUUACAUUGGUAUCACAUGAAUAA